CGCCGCUCCCUUCCGUUCCCAAUGGCUUCUCAAGCUCCUGGCCUUGGACAUGGAGGCUCGCAUCGCCAACGCCCGGCAAUCAAAAAGACCUUCACAGACAUCCUGGGAUCUCAACCAAGCGAAGCCCAGAAUAGAAUCGGAAGAUACAGAGGAUUCCCUGUUGUCUCCUUCACCCCAGAUGAGGUAAUUUCCCUUUCAAUCCCAUACCAGUUCGCACUUGUGGGUCGGUUCUUGAAAUCAAGACCUCCUCUGGAGGUUAUCCGUAAAAGCUUUGAGCAGAUAGGGUUCAAACCAGGUUUCACCGUUGGAUUACUAUCUCCUUCCCUGAUUCUUAUAAAUUUUGAAUGCACAAUUGAUUAUCAACGUUGCUUCUCAAGAAGGCUGUGGAAUAUCAAUGGAAGCCAGAUGGUGGUGACCAAAUGGACCCCUUCUUUCCAUGCUGACUCUAAGAGCCCUGUUUUUCCGAUUUGGGUGUCUCUAACCCAUUUGCCCAUCCAUCUUCAAGAUGCUAAGGCCUUGCACUCCAUUGCGAGCUCCAUCGGUCACCCAUUGAUGAUGGAUGCAUAUACAGCAGCAAAAACUAGACCAUCAAUGGCCAGAUUCUGCGUCGAGAUUGAUAUUUCUAAAGACCUCCCAAAGAAAAUAUGGAUUGAUGAUGGCGGGUUGGGAUUCUUCCAACUGGUAACCUAUGAAAACCUACCAGAAUUCUGCAUUCAGUGUAAAAAGUCCGGCCAUUUAGAUGGAAAAUGCUCAACUAUGGACAACCUUAUUUCCAAGAAUGAAUUGUCCAAGAACAACCUGUCAAAAACCUGGUGCCCCAUUUCCAAGCAUGAAGUGUCCAAGGAAAAUUUGCCAAAAACAGCUGCUAUGAUGAUAGAGCCCAUUCUCAAUAUCCCAUGUGAGUUGGGUCCCAAACUUGACAGCAAAACUUCAUGUGAUACGAACCUGACUGACCCAAGCACGGCAGGACAUGAGAAGUCAGAGGUAGACCAUCAUGUCUCGGAUUUAUCCCCAGAGCCUAAGGGAGAUGAACUCACACCUCAAGAAGCUAUGGAGAUUAACCUCACUGCCUUUUGUAAAGAGGACAAUCCCAAUACUCAAGCUCUAAAUGUUCAAAGUGAUUUUCCAACUGAUAGCCACAAUGACGUGCAAAAUUCUGGUGCUGAAUCUGGAAAAGAACUGUUAACUACCAAUACUGCAGCUGUUGUUAAUCAGGAUGGAGUGUGUGAUCCCACUGAUGCUACUGUUUCUGAUGAAGUAGAUGAGCAAUCAGAAGCUGAGGCCCAAUAUGAUAUGGAAAAGCUAACUAAGGAAGCAGAUCUGGAACAUACACAAGAACAAAUAAUUGAGGAAAGCAUGGAUGGUAUGACUGCACAAAAUGCUUAUUGUGUAGGAAAUACUAUCAACUUGGAUGAAUUUCCAGUACUCACAAGACAGAAUAUUGAGGAGGAUGUACACACUCCAACCGAGAAUGUGGAGACGGUUGUACACACUCCAACCGAGAUAGAGAAGGAUGACACAACAGGGACUAUAACGCUGAUGGCUGAAGAUACAACAAAGGAAACCACAUCACCAAACAUUCCAGAUACCAACAUAGGUCCGAUCCUCCACUCUUUUGAGCUUGAAGUACUGGCAUUUCUUGUGGUUGAUCAUUUGACCUGUGGCCAUUUCAUAGUCCUUAAGGAGUUUGGAGAAUUUGUUGGCAAGACAUAUGGGUCUGAAAUCAUCAAAGGUCUUAGGAUUUUCCUUCUUAGGAAUGAGGAUAAUGGUCGUAUUCCCCAUGCUCUUGGGGAGGUCAGGCUUUCGUGCGCCUACUACAGUGGGCCCGUCCAGGAAACUUUGGGAUCCAACGGGUUUUCAUCAAGUGGGCUUUGUAGAAUGAGCCAAGCAGCAAGCAACGAUGGGCAGGCUGUCCCACAUGGGGAGCCUGAGCACGUGAGUGCACACAAAAGCGUCGACCUUCACAACUUCGCAGGUCCCAGAGCAGGCAGCCCUGGGCGCGGGGAACCUGAGGGUUCCACACAGGAUCAUCGUGGCGACCUCGCAGUCGCAUUACUCCAGGAUUCCACUUACGACUGGUGGAAGCGCGUGGGAGCAGACGUCCCUGAGCCCGUGCAGUGGGCCACAUUUGAUCGACUCUUCCACGAAGAGUACAUUCUAGAGCACUUCGUCGAGGCAAAGCGAGAGGAGUUCCUGAAGUUCACCCAAGGCGAACUCACACUACCUGAGUAUCGUCAGAAGUUUGACGAGCUCGCGGGGUUUGGGCAAGACCUCAUCCCAACCAUGGAGAAGCGGUGCAAGCGCUUCGUGGAGGGCCUACGCCGCAACUUAUCAGCUCAUUUGAUCACUGCCCCUCGGGUUGACAUCAACGCAAUGUUCAAACAUGCGGUGGACAUGAAUACAGUCCUUGUCAAGAAGGCCGAGUACGUGCAGGCCCAAACGACGCAUCCUCGUCCACCUCCGCGUAGCUUAAGCAGCAAGAGGUCUCCCUCCGUGCCAAGCAGCUCGCACGCAAGCAAGAAGACCAAGUCAACACCUGUCCCGUCACUAGCACCUACACGGGAGAGCGGGAAGAACCCGAGUCAGAGCGGAUGCCGGUACUCGAUCUGCACCCAUUGUGGUCAAAGGCACCCCGGAGAGUGUUGGUUUACUCAGGGUUUGUGCCUUGGGUGUGGUCAGGCCGGGCAUUUCCGUACGGACUGCCCGACGAACCCCGGCGAGGCAUUUAAGAUAGCACCCGCAGCUCCAGCCCCAGCCGCCUAGCCCGCUCAGAGCCAAAGAUCGAUAGCAGCGUCCAGCUAGCCCAAAAGGCCGAUGCCGAGCGCUCAGCUAGGAGGCUCCAGCUCGCACAUACGCAAAGCACGGACGCACUGAGUAGUUCGCACAUGACGUGAUCAUGGGUAUGUUCACAUUAUUCGACACCUCCAUAUCUGUUUGAGUUGGCAUAGGAUUUACCUUGUCC
Cuscuta campestris is the source of this 2962-nucleotide messenger RNA. The record is from the annotation of a GenBank genome assembly. Lineage: Eukaryota; Viridiplantae; Streptophyta; Magnoliopsida; Solanales; Convolvulaceae.